Molecule: messenger RNA, 2390 nt
Organism: Motacilla alba alba
Lineage: Eukaryota; Metazoa; Chordata; Aves; Passeriformes; Motacillidae
Gene: DDX56
Product: DEAD-box helicase 56
Exons: 16
Coding region: 6-2390 (794 amino acids)
Cellular component (GO): nucleolus
Molecular function (GO): nucleic acid binding; ATP binding; RNA helicase activity
Source: RefSeq, a predicted model, not a curated record
CAGAGAUGGAGGCGAAGGGGUUCGAGCACAUGGGGCUGGACGGGCGGCUGCUGAGGGCGGUGGCGGAGCUGGGCUGGGCAGUGCCCACGGCCAUCCAGGCCCGUGCCAUCCCGCUGGCCUUGGAGGGCCGCGACCUGCUGGCCCGGGCCAGGACGGGCUCGGGGAAAACCGGAGCGUACGGACUGCCCGUGCUGCACAAAGUGCUGGCCAUCAAAGAGGCGUCCCCAGCCGUGCCGCAGGCCGUGCGGGCGCUGGUGCUGGUGCCCUCGGCGGAGCUGGCGCGGCAGGUGGGGCACACCCUGCGCCGCCUGGCCGCCUUCUGCGCCCGCCAGCUGCGCGUGGCCGAGCUCUGCGGCCACUCGGACCUCGCCGACCAGCGGCCGGUGCUGAUGGAGCAGCCGGACAUCGUGGUGGGCACGCCGGGCCGUGUCCUGGCACACGUGGCCGGGCACAGCCUGGCCCUGCGGCCCUGCCUGGAGCUGCUGGUGCUGGACGAGGCCGAUCUGCUGCUGUCCUUCGGCUUCGGGGACGACAUCCGCGCCCUGCUCUGCCACAUGCCCAAGAUCUACCAGGCCCUGCUGGUGUCGGCCACGCUGAACCCCGAGCUGGAGGCGCUGCAGGAGCUGGUGCUGCACAACCCCGUGCAGGUGGUGCCCCCCGAGCCCCGGCUGCCUGGCAGUGCCCAGCUGCAGCAGUUCCAGCUGCGCUGUGCCACGGAGGAGGACAAGUUCCUGCUGCUGGCGGCGCUGCUGAAGCUGCGGCUGCUGCGGGGCCGGGCGCUGCUCUUCGUGGGCAGCCUGGCGCGGGCCUUUAGGGUCAAACUCUUCCUGGAGCAGUUCGGGAUCGCCGCCUGCGCCCUCAACCCGCAGCUGCCCGCCCGCUCCCGGUGCCACGUCAUUGCCCAGUUCAACCGUGGCCUGUACGAUUUCAUCGUGGCCACCGACGAGGAGGGGCCGGCGGAGCCCCCCCGGCACCGCCCGCGCAGGGGGGACACGGCCAGGAAGGGUGACAGGAAGGGUGACAGGAAGGGUGACAAGAAGGGCCAGUCCCCGCAGUGUCCCCAGGACCCCGAGUUCGGGGUCUCUCGUGGCAUCGAUUUCCAGAACGUCGCCGCCGUCAUCAACUUCGAUGUCCCCAACUCGGUGGAGACCUACAUCCACCGCGUGGGCAGGACAGCCCGUGGGGACAGCCCUGGCACGGCGCUGACGCUGGCACUGCCCGACGAGCUGGAGGGGCUGCGGCGCAUCGAGGACACGCUGGCAGCAGAGAACGGGCAGUCCAUGCUGCAGCCCUACGAGUUCCGCAUGGAGGAGAUCGAGACGCUGCGCUACCGCUGCAGGGACGCCAUGCGUGCUGUCACCAAGCAGGCCGUGCGCGAGGCGCGGCUGCGGGAGCUGCGCCAGGAGCUGCUCAACUGCGAGAAGCUCAAGGUGUAUUUUGAGGACAACCCGCGGGACCUGCAGGCGCUGAGGCACGACCGGCCCCUGCACCCGGCCAGCAUGCGGCCGCACCUGCGGCACGUGCCAGAGUACCUGGGUAUGGAACGGGGAAUAUGGGAUAAAAAUGGGGGAAAACGGGAAAAAUGGGAUAAAAAUGGGCACCUGCGGCACGUGCCAGAGUACCUGGCUCCCUGGGGCCGCCGGGGCUGGAAGCGUUUUAGGGCCGAGCUCCGGGGUCCCCUCCUGCUGCUGCAGAGGGACCCCCCCGAGGGCCCCGAGGAGUUUUUGGGGUUGCCCCACGCCCUGGCCCGGCCCCACCCCAAAUACACCAAGCGCCCCAACGUCUUCCUGCUGCGCGCCGGGGACCGCAGGGAGUUCCUGUGCCAGGCACAGAGCCCCCGGGAGCUGUCCCAGUGGGUGUUCGGGAUCAACGUGGCCGCCGCCCUCUCCUCGUCCCCCCCGUUCCCCGCGGCCGUCGGCUCCCGGCGCCGCUUCGUGAGACCCAUCCUGCCCUCGGCCCCCAGCCGCUGCCCCCCGGAGCAGCAGCAGGCGCAGCUGCGGCUCUGGUUGGGGACAGUGACGUGCCAGCUCCUGGAGCACCAGCGGCUGCCCGAGGGACGGGGACGGGAGCAGGAGGAGCACCGGGCACACGGGGACUUCCUGCGGGACGAGCGCCAGCGCUGCCUCACCUACGUGCAGGCGCUGGGGGCGUGGCUGCGCGGGGACACCGGGGACAGCGGGGACAGCGGGGACACCGGGGAGCUCGGGGACAUCCCCGAGGGUCCCCUGGGGGACAGCCCCGAGUGUCCCCACGUCCCCGCGCCGCUCACCAAGUGCCACUCGAGUCCCUCGCUGGCCCCGGAGCCGCCCCCGGGCCGCGUGCGGCGCCACAUCUCGGAGCGCAGGGCCACCCGCGUCACUGUCCCCAAGCGCCACCGGGACCGCCUGUGA